Punica granatum (pomegranate) is the source of this 1201-nucleotide messenger RNA. Lineage: Eukaryota; Viridiplantae; Streptophyta; Magnoliopsida; Myrtales; Lythraceae. The record is from RefSeq and is a predicted model, not a curated record.
AAUAUAUAAAUCCCCUUGGAAGUUCCUAUCCCAUUUGGAAACUCAGUCCUUUCUUCAACCUCAUCUUCUCUAAAUUUAAUUCACUACAAAUCAAAGCAACACUCUCUUCUUCAAGGAGAAGAAAACACUGUAAAACAUGGGAAGCUGUCUCUCCUCUUCCAAUAAGCGACAGGCUGCGCCCAAAAAUGUCAGGAUAGUUCACUUGAAUGGCCUUGUGGAGGAUUUUGAUCCCCCAAUCUUUGUCAACCAGCUAAUCACUUCCAAGCCCCCAAAGCACUUCAUCAUCACCCCUUCCCAGCUCCUCUCCCCACUCUCCAAGCCCCUGAACUCGAACGCAAAGCUCGAGCCCGGACGUGUGUACUUCCUGCUACCUUACUCAACACUCCAGCCCGACGUUUCCCCGGCAAACUUGGCUACUCUAGUGAAGAAGCUCAUGGAGAAGGCGAAUUCCCAAAGACCAGGGAACAGGAGUCUUAGUGCCAGUCCUGGAGCAAGUCCGAUGAGGUCGCCGGUGAGAGGUUUCAUUUCGAAUGCGUUCAUUGGCUCCCCAGGAAGGAGCCCCACCCGAUUCUAUGAGCCUGAGGUGAGCUCGGUCGGGUACAAGUCACAGAAGUCUGUUAAGGCUUGGAGGCCACUCUUGGAUACUAUUAGAGAGAGAUCAUUCAACAGGAGGAGUGAGUCGGAUUUGCAAGACAAGUUAUCUGAAAAGCGGAACUAGGAUUAUGACAAUGAAAUCUUCUACUUUGUACUUUUUUCUGCCAAGGGGUGCCUGAAACCAGAACAGACGAGGCAUGGAGAGUGAUCUAGAAAUUAAGGAAAAUCUGACUCUUAAAGACGACCACAAGAAGGUUGCUCACCCGAAACAUGAGAUCCAGAAAACAAGCAAAGAUGUAACUUCAGUCAAAUGAAAUGAUCCAGGCUGUGAAUAUCGGCACAGAACAGAACACCAAUUCCGUGCUUCUUUCAUACGGCGAAUGGAAAUGGUCGUAUUCCACAAAGUAAUAGUUAAGCUGAAAUUAUGACAUCCAUUGAUGCCUCCUUGCUAUCAAUUGCAAUUCUUUUUUUUUUUUUUUUGGGUUACAAUUGGAAUUCUUUUCUGUUUGGGUGAAACGAGACACAUGUUGAAGUAAUUCUUGUUAGCGAAAGAAGUUAGUUGACAUGUUUGGUGAACUGUCUUAUCCUACUUCAUAACGACCGUAUU